Messenger RNA from Gadus macrocephalus (Pacific cod), 1932 nucleotides. RefSeq names its product cholinergic receptor, nicotinic, alpha 4b (gene chrna4b). Gene Ontology annotation, biological process: regulation of membrane potential; signal transduction; nervous system process. Gene Ontology annotation, cellular component: neuron projection; postsynaptic membrane; synapse. Lineage: Eukaryota; Metazoa; Chordata; Actinopteri; Gadiformes; Gadidae. Gene Ontology annotation, molecular function: transmembrane signaling receptor activity; acetylcholine-gated monoatomic cation-selective channel activity. Bases 166 to 1926 code for a protein of 586 amino acids. The transcript is spliced from 5 exons. The record is from RefSeq and is a predicted model, not a curated record.
GUGGGCUCCCAGGGGGCCCGAGGCCACGCGGAGGAGCGUCUCCUGAAGGACCUGUUCGUCAGCUACAACAAGCUGUCCCGGCCCGUCGCCAACACCUCCGACGUGGUGCUGGUCCGCUUCGGCCUCUCCAUCGCCCAGCUCAUCGACGUGGAUGAGAAGAACCAGAUGAUGACGACCAACGUGUGGGUCAAGCAGGAGUGGAAUGACUACAAGCUCCAGUGGAAACCGCAGGACUACGAGAACGUCACGUCCAUCCGCAUCCCGUCUGAGAUCAUCUGGAGGCCGGACAUCGUGCUCUACAACAACGCCGACGGGGACUUCGCCGUGACCCACCUGACCAAGGCGCACCUGUUCCACGACGGCCACAUCAAGUGGACGCCGCCGGCCAUCUACAAGUCGUCGUGCAGCAUCGACGUCACCUUCUUCCCCUUCGACCAGCAGAACUGCAAGAUGAAGUUCGGCUCGUGGACGUACGACCGCGCCAAGAUCGACCUGGUCAGCAUGUCCAACCAGGUGGACCAGAUGGACUACUGGGAGAGCGGCGAGUGGGUGAUCAUCAACGCCGUGGGCAAGUACAACACCAAGAAGUACGAGUGCUGCAUCGAGAUCUACCCGGACAUCACCUACUACUUCAUCAUCCGCCGGCUGCCCCUCUUCUACACCAUCAACCUCAUCAUCCCCUGCCUGCUCAUCUCCUGCCUGACGGUGCUGGUCUUCUACCUGCCCUCGCAGUGCGGCGAGAAGAUCACGCUGUGCAUCUCGGUGCUGCUGUCGCUCACCGUGUUCCUGCUGCUCAUCACCGAGAUCAUCCCGUCCACCUCGCUGGUGAUCCCGCUCAUCGGCGAGUACCUCCUCUUCACCAUGAUCUUCGUCACGCUCAGCAUCAUCAUCACCGUGUUCGUGCUCAACGUGCACCACCGCUCGCCCAAGACCCACGGCAUGCCCCACUGGGUGCGCCGGGUCUUCCUGGACGUGGUUCCCCGCGUCCUCUUCAUGAAGCGCCCGCCCACCACCGCCAAGCAGAACUGCAAGAAGCUGAUCGAGAUGCUGCACCGGCCCACCGUCAACGCCACGCCGGGCAGCUCCCAGUCGCUGUGGGCCAACAUGGACACGCGCGUGGGCGUGAUGAACCAGCUGGUGGACUCGCUGUCCUCCUCGCCGUCCCAGAGCCCCGACAUCCUGGUGUGCUCGCCGUCGCCGCCGCCCUCCCCCAUGCUGGGUCUGGACCUGGGGGAGCACCCGCUGAAGCCCCAGCUCUCCCGUCGCUGCUCCCCCUCCUCCUCCUCCGGCGGCGGCGGAGGCGGGGGCGGAGGCGGAGGCGGCGGCCAGUACUCCGUGUUCCAGGACCGCUCGCGCCGGGGGUCCCGCUCCCCGUCCGGCUCCCUGGGGCCCACCCUGUCCCUGGGGCCCACCCUGUCCCUGGUGGCCCUGGCCGCGGCCCCCGGCCCCGAGCCGAAGCCGCUGGCGCAGAACGGCCGCUCGCUGAGCGCCGAGGGCGUCGCCGGCGUCGAGGGGGGCGGGCUCGCGGCCGACGUGCACCGCUGCCGCUCGGGGAGCUUCCAGUUCUGCUGUCUCCAUGACGACGCGGCGGCGGCGGCUGGCCCGGCCCGGGGGGCCGCCGGGGGGAGCAGGAACCCGGCCCUGAAGGAGCUCGCCGCGGAGGGGACCCCAGAGCCCGGGAAGGAGGCGGGGCUCCGGCCCGACUUGGGGAUCUCCGUGCUGUCCCCGGCCGUGCAGCGGGCCAUCGAGGGGGUGCAGUACAUCGCGGACCACCUCAGGGCGGAGGACGCCGACUUCUCGGUGAAGGAGGACUGGAAGUACGUGGCCAUGGUCAUCGACCGCAUCUUCCUCUGGAUGUUCGUCCUGGUGUGCAUCCUGGGCUCCGUCGGGCUUUUCCUGCCCGCCUGGCUGGCGGGAAUGAUUUAGCCCCCC